UGUUCUUCAUGGAAAAUUUUGUGAAUGGUCAUUUCAUGCAUUGUAUUCCUCUCAAGUCUCAUAAAUUUGAAGGCAUCACAUCAUAUAGAUAACCACCAAUAAUCAGAUACACAAUAAAAAAAAGGCAUGACAGGUGAUCUACUUAGAUGACUAUCUGUAUGCUUUGUUUGAAGUAGCAUUAUUAUGGUUUAUUGAGAAAAGCUAGAAACGCAUUAUUUCAGCUAUGCCUAUGCACAAGCACAAGGUUUCUGUUCAUCUUCUAUCCUUCCAGGCCCUCGUUUUUUUCUUAUCAAUUUUCAUUCACUUCUCUCAUUGUGAUGUUGGCACUGCUUCUCACUACGGUCCUCCCUUUUUACCCACAGCAUGUUACGGUAAAGACGCAUCAGAGUUUCCAUCGAGCAACAUGUUUGCAUCAGCAGGAGAAGGCAUAUGGGACAAUGGUGCUGCAUGUGGUAGGCAGUAUCAGGUGAGGUGCAUCAGUGCAGCCGCACCUAGAACCUGCAUUCCUGGCCAGUUGAUCCAGAUCAAGAUCGUCGAUCGCGCGCAAUCAACGGUCUCUAGGCCUUCCAGGGCUGGAACUUCCAUGGUCCUCUCCACCACUGCAUUCCAGGCCAUUGCAAAUGCCUCUGCUUCUUUGAUCAACAUUGAAUUUCAACAGGUUUAAUUCGAAGGUACAAACUAGCAUCAGUGCAUUGUAGAAAAGAAUUGUCAUUCCUUUAUUAGUCAUAAGAUAAGGGUAUCUUUAUUAAUUAGAAAAGGAUUAUGCAUAUGCAACUACUAGUCUACUAGAAAUGUUGUCAAAGUCAAUGCAACGUACAUGUUUAGAUACAUUUGUUUACCUAUAUAUAAAGCAAUAUCCCAAUUAUUUCUGCUAUAA
Molecule: messenger RNA, 877 nt
Organism: Arachis ipaensis
Lineage: Eukaryota; Viridiplantae; Streptophyta; Magnoliopsida; Fabales; Fabaceae
Source: RefSeq, a predicted model, not a curated record